Messenger RNA from Monosiga brevicollis MX1, 2847 nucleotides. RefSeq lists its product as uncharacterized. Bases 1 to 2715 code for a protein of 904 amino acids. The transcript has 12 exons. NCBI's taxonomy places the organism in Eukaryota, Choanoflagellata, Craspedida, Salpingoecidae. The record is from RefSeq and is a predicted model, not a curated record.
AUGGCAAGCAACAAGCCGGCAGUGGCAGCACCAACGGCGCCGCCAAAGGUGAUGCCCAAGCCCAAACCCAAGCCGGCAGUCAAGCCAAAGCCGGCAGAGUCGACCCCACCUCCCGCGCCAGCGGCCCCAGCCAGCAAGCCAAAGCCGGCUGUUCCGCCCCCAGCUGCCUCCAAGCCCCUCGUCGAGCCGCCUGCGGCCGCCCCCAAACCAAAGGCCCCUAUUGCUGCCCCUGUCUCGGAAAACACCACCCCUGCCCCUGCCGAGCCCGAGACUGCCGCAACGCCCGCACCACCACCCGCACCGCCCGCACCACCUGCACCACCCGUCGCUUCUGAACCGCCAGCAGCCCCAUCAGAUGUCACUCCUACCUCUCCUGCGAGCGCGCCCUCGACCGUGCCUGCACUGGCACCACGCACCGCAACUUCACUGGAAUCCGAAUCUGCGGCCGACGCCGAACCCGGCAUUUACGGCAACAUCUCAGCCGUCUUGCCCCGCGUUCCGCAGCCCACACCUGAUAACUUUGGUCAGGUGGCUGAAGAGGAGGAGCACAUCUACGGCAACACCUUACGCAAUGCCACGUCCGAGUCUGCAGAAGGUGAACAUGUCUAUGGCAACACCGAGGGCGCUGCUGUCAAGGCACAGCCCACCCCGCUUAGCCUAGCCUCACAUGAUCCGCAUCCGGCGCCCCAGCCACCAACACCUUCCACCGACGACUCCGCUGCACCUCCCCCUGUAUUACCGCGCGGUGAGGCAACUCGCCAGCCCGUAUAUGAAAACUGGUCACCACUGAAUCGCCUUGAUCAGCCUUCAGACCCCAAGCCUCGACAGCCAGACCUUGGGCUCGCCCAGGAACCCGAGUGUGAAUACGAAGCACCCGUGCCCCUGGGCUCUCAGGUGGUGGUGCACACCUCUGUUCCCACCAUCGAACCAACAAAUGGCAUCGCGCCUGCUCGCCCCCCACCCCCUGGCCCACGCGGGGUCGUCCGCCAGUCCAGUCUUCCCGAGGGUGCCGAUACCGUGAUUGAAGACAAACUCCUUCACCUUCACCAAGAUCUCAAUACUAUCGUUCAUGGUGACCAAGCCAAGGUCCGCUCAGAUUCCCUGGCUGCCAGCUUGGCCACCCAAAUCCGCCGUCAAACCCUCUCGCUGCGCAACAAACCCAGUGCUGCCGCUGCCCAGUCUGAACCAUCAGAGGAUGAGCAAGGCUCGGAUGACAAUGAGGGGGUCAGUGAGGAGGUAUCGGACGACGACGUCGAAGACACUGGCGAGCCCGCCGAAGAAGAAGAUACUGGCGAUCAGGCCCGUGAAGACAGUGGCGCCGAUGAUGGUCAAGAAUCAAGCAUCACUCGCAAGGCUGGCCGGAGCACAUUCCGCAACCUCCUCAAACGCGGCGGCAGUAAAAAGUCGACGCGUUUGCCCAAAGCAUCGCUUCCUGUUGUGCGACCAGAUGACCGUUCAGAGGCCCCGAGCAUCAUUGCUGCAGUUCCCGAGCACAAACGCGUUGAGCUCAUGAUGCAGGUCAAGGAUGGUGCCAUGACCAUGGAGGAGAUGGACCGACGUCUGCUUGAGCUGGCACAAGACUACCAGUCGCGCGCCGAGUUGGAGGCAGCUGCCGCUGCCGCCGAGGCCGAGUCCUCAAUGAAGAAAUCAAAGUCCAAGAAGAGCAAGAGCAAGAAGGAGAAGAAGAAAAAGUCAUCUGCCAAGCCAGGCCUUUCCACGUCCCAACUUCGCGCGUUAAUGACCAUGGUAAAAAAUGGCAUCAUCACGCAAGAGCAGAUGGCGGCAGAAGUGGCCAAAGCUUUGCUUGCGGAUGGUGACGACACAACAACAGCUGCGCCUGCGCCCGCAGCUCCCCCGAGUCAACCAACUGCGGCCGAUGCGGGGGCUCUGUAUGGCGUCGCUGUUGAUAAUCGCACGGGGGCCGCAGUUGACUUGGCAGCGCGACGGGCCAGCCAGUUGAUUGACACGACUGCCCCAGCAACACAGCCAGCACAGGCCCCGGCGCCUGUGCCUGCCCAAAACACCGUGGCUGCCCCUCAGGCACCUUCAUCCGAGCCAGCACCACUGGCCACAAUCGAUCCCGCACCACCCGUCUCAGCCAACACUGGUGCUGCUACCGGCUAUCCCUCCGAAGACAUUUACGAGCCAACCCCAGUCGAUCAUCCAAAGCCCAAGUCACAGCCGUCUGUUCGACGUGCGCCCGCUCCGCUGCCUCAAGGUGGUGCCAGUGCGCCUACCAUCCCCGCACCCUAUAACCCCAAUGGUGCAGCCGCACAGCCUGCUGCAGAGGUGAGUGCUUUGUUCAACCCUGCCGGCCGCCAGAAUCUUCCACAGCCUCUCUCACUCGAACCGCAUGUGAUAAACCCACAGGAUCAGGUCCUGUACACGGAUGCAGAGACGGCACAGGCCAUGCGGGCUGGAUCCCAACCAGCUAUCAUGGAGGAGCCCGAGGAUGAAUAUGCAGCGCUACCACCCGCAGCAGCCGACCCAGUGCAACAAUCGCACCGAAGACUCCAAAAUGAGAUGCAAGUAGGCCUGUCUCAGCGUUUAUCGCAACGCUUGCGUACCAGUAACGACUCGGAGCUCAAUGGAGCCAUUGAAGAUGCUCUGACCAUGAUUGCUGACAUGGCGGCCGAGGCCUCGACGCUGCCGGCCGAAGCAGGCCCUCAAAGCAUUGAGGAAUUUCGCCAGAGUCUGAUUUACGAUGACGUAUAAUCUGUGAGGUGUGAGUGGGCUCUCGUUCAUUCACUUCUCAAGUCCCUUUCUGACGCCGCUUUUUUUUUUCUUGUGUGGUGCAUUGUCGGGACCAUCGUGGUCCAGAGAAAAGAAUUUAACCAUAAGAUCUGC